AUGAAGUCAGUAAUAAUAUCUCUUCAUCAGGCGAUUGCUAGUCUCCUGGUCUGUCCACGUACCCAGCCAGGCCAGCGGCUUCCCUAUGGCCUUGGCAGUCCGCUCUGUGUAGCAGUGUUUCCUGAGUUCGAAUUUCGCCGGCCAGAUCCAGUUUCUCGAGUAGCCUUGCUUGAUGCUUUGCUUGGUGUUUCUGGAGCCUCCGACCUUGGAUCUGUCUCAGCCGUGGCAGAAGACUUUAAGAGCCAAUUGACAGGGCGGGACACUGCUAGAGUAACGGAGGGUCGUGAUCCGAAACGUGACGAGUCUGGUGGAUGGCCGAAGCUCCAGUGCACCCCAGCAAUGUGCCUGAUCUUUGUCUCUCAUGAGAGCCAGGCAUAG
Molecule: messenger RNA, 378 nt
Organism: Protopolystoma xenopodis
Lineage: Eukaryota; Metazoa; Platyhelminthes; Monogenea; Polystomatidea; Polystomatidae
Source: the annotation of a GenBank genome assembly